GGGCCGCGUGGUGCCAACUUCCCGGCUUCUGUCCGGAUCAAUGCAGCUGCUACUGACAGUGCUGAUGAUGCUGGCCACGGUCACAAGAGUUGCGAAUGGCUGUUCAAUAUCAGGAUUGCAGGUCAGCGAGACGAGUGACUCAAGCAUUACAAUCACAUGGACGAACAUCAGCUACGUUGACAACUACACCUUCGAAUUGUACGACAACUUUCAAAACGCAUCCUCAAACUUCAGCACAGAUGGGAGUGCCUACAACUUCACAUUCACGGAGCUGGUUGCGGGCAGGUCGUACACAAUCCACGUCACACUUGGGUGCGUCGGCUUCAGCAACUAUUAUGGCGAAGUGAACGCCUUUACAAAUAUGUCAAUUCGGCUGGCUGGGAAUGCCACCGCAUGUCAGGGCCGGGUGGAGGUGUUCUACAAUGGCGAGUGGGGCACGGUGUGUGACUACUACUGGAGCCCACAGAAUGCCAAGGUCGUGUGUCGUCAGCUGGGUUGUGGGCUCACUGCCUUUGCCGUGUCAUAUGCUUACUUUGGAUUGGGCAGUGGCCCUAACUGGCUUGACCCUUUUCAGUGCUCUGGUUACGAGACUCAGCUUUCCAACUGUUGGAUUUUUUUCUGGGCGAGUGAUUACUGCAGCCACGAUGAAGAUGCCUCAGUCAUCUGCUUGCAAGUGCCAAGUUUCAACGUUUUAACCAUCACCAACAAGACUACCACGACCAUGACAGUCUCAGGGACGAAUUAUCUCCCGGACUCGUUCUCCUUCUGGGUCUACUUGCGAGAGACUGCGAGUGGAAAGUUUGUUACAACAUUGCCGAUUAACUCAACCACGGGAACAUUUACUGGCCUGGUUCCUGGAAGGAACUACUCCGUGUCUGUGGAGGCUUCCAAUACAACCUUUUCAUAUGAGUCAGAUGUGGUCACGGACAGAACUUUGCCUCCACGAGUCAAUGUCUACGUCAUCGUCAACAACUCUACAGCCAUGACGGUCUCAUGGGUGGCUCCUAUUUCAGAUGUUGACUACUACAUAGUCUACUUAAAUGAAACUAACAACGCAUCAGUAGCAUAUGACUUAAAUGUUUCCUCCAAUGUUACAAUGCAGCGCUUUAUUGGUUUGGUUCCUGGUAGAAGUUACCAGACAUCUGUAACAGCGUACAGUGGCAUCAACUCCCAAUCAUCAGCCAUCGUUACUAAAAGGAGCUUUCCUCCACAAGUCACUGUCACCGUCAUCGUCAACAGCCUUACAGCCAUUACGGUCUCAUGGGUGGCUCCUAUUUCAGAUGUGGACUACUACGUGGUAUACUUAAGUGAAACCGACAACCCAACAGCAGUGAUGAGCUUCAUUUUGUACUCCGGUACAACACAAGCAUUUACUGAUCUGGUCCCUGGUAGAAGUUAUGACGCGUCUGUAACCACGCACAGUGGUAUCAACUCCCAAUCGUCAACCAUUGUCACGGGCAUAACCUAUUCUUCAGCUCCCGUCGCACUGGGUGUUACCUGGUGUGCUAGCUGGAUGAGGACUUGAAGGAGCAAUUGAGCGCCGUUCGUCAUUCUGCUCUACCACUUGCUCUUUGACGUUGGACUUGAGCCGAGCGGAUGGAACUGCAACAUGGACACGCACUAAAACAUCACAUUUCUGGAUUGUGCGCGUUGGCCGUUCUUGC
Molecule: messenger RNA, 1664 nt
Organism: Lethenteron reissneri (Far Eastern brook lamprey)
Lineage: Eukaryota; Metazoa; Chordata; Hyperoartia; Petromyzontiformes; Petromyzontidae
Product: deleted in malignant brain tumors 1 protein-like
Cellular component (GO): membrane
Molecular function (GO): protein binding
Source: RefSeq, a predicted model, not a curated record